Molecule: messenger RNA, 1008 nt
Organism: Cherax quadricarinatus
Lineage: Eukaryota; Metazoa; Arthropoda; Malacostraca; Decapoda; Parastacidae
Source: RefSeq, a predicted model, not a curated record
UUAGUCAUUUCUCUUAAUCAUUAAUUCUCUUGUCAUCACCUAUAUUACAAAUAUUCAUAAGAGCAUCGCCUCUGUGCCAUCCUGACACAGCUGGAAUGUAGUAUUUACUAGAGGAGGUGAAGCAGGAGCAUCAGGCAACAAGCGCCGACGUUAGUAACUCCCAGACACCAGAGGAGAGAAGAUAUUAUCAACAUUACUCUAGAGAGUAACCUACCAUUGAGAAGGCUUACCAUGGCUGGUGAUUUAGAGAAGACAGAGUUGGUGAUGCUGACUCCUGGUGACUUCGAGGAAGUGGCUCAGCUGAUUGAACGUCAUUUUCUCAAGAGAAACCCUCUUAAUAUUGCAGCCAAUGAAACAUCUGCGGAAUGCUUCGGGGAUUCCUUUGGCUUAGGAAUUAAAUCAUCUUUGGAGUCCGGGUUUUGUGUGGGCGCCCGGGAGAAGACCACCAAGAAAAUGGUGGGUCUGAAACUAGCCAGUGUGGGAAGAGUGGAUCAACUAUGUACACGAGAUACAGAAAGAUUGAGAGGGAAGAGUGUUGGGUUUCGUAUCUUGGCCAUGAUUAAUGUUGACGCUGAGAUGUUCCAACACGUCACUAGCGUCCUGUUUCUACUGUAUGUGUGUGUCCAUCCUCGCUACUGUGGUCGAGGCCUCGCACGCAUGAUGGUCCAGGUAAAGACGUGUCAAAUGAUGAUUAACACCGGCAUAUGCAGUAAUAAUAACAUUUUAUUAAGUAUGGCUAAGAAGCCACAAGUUAUUCUUACAUAAAUGACGUAAAUUAUUUUGCUUCACCUGUCAACGAGAGAAAAGUUGCGUUAAGAGACAUCAGUCCCCUUUCCCUACUUUCCCUACUUUCCCUACUUUCCCUACUUUCCCUACUUUCCCUACUUUCCCUACUUUCGUAAGGUGAAGUCCAGGAUCUUUCCUUAAUUCAAAUAAUUUAUUAAGUUAUACCAUGAAUUAAGUAAAGAUCCUGGACUUCACCUUACGAAAGUUCAGUUCCAUAGUCAG